AUGGCCAACUCCCUCGUCAACAAGCUGGUUGCUAGCGCAGCUAGCAUCCAGAACGAGUUUUCUCUCGCAGCCGCCAAUCUUAACCUUGAUUUUACUCUCAUCAGGCUGGAGGCUCCCAAGGAGUUCAGAGGCAUCGACAACAGUCUCAGCGAUGUGCGAAGGGAGAAUGCCGAGAGAGGUACGCUGCACCGAACUGCCCGAAAGCUGGGUGCCCUCUUUGAUGGUGUUCCGCCUCCUGCCGAACACCUAUUAUCAGCCUAUGGCAAGCGCGUGUCCGAAAUCUGCGAGCGGAAGCACAUCGAUCCCAAAGAGCGAGCCAGACAUGGUAUCUUCUCUCAAUUUGUUGGGCCCGAUUCGGCCAGCUUGUGGGCAGCAGCAACCUCUGGCACAAAUGCGAUCGCCAUUCACCUGCUGGCAUCUAUGAUUUCCGGAGUGUUUGACAGUGCUGAGUCAAUUGCUCUUUGGUUGCAAAUAAUCGAGAGGAGGAAGGCAGAAAUUGAGCGCACCAUUGAUAAAGAGAGGGACGCAGUCAAGGUCAUGGCAACGGCACUUGCAACCCAGCAAGAAUUCACGAGAGACGAGCUGGCAGCUUGGGACAACAGCGCUCGGUCUUGGAUCAACACGGCGCAUACAGCAAUGGCUGAACAACGAAGGGCCGCGCUCUUGUAUUCCGAUGAGGCUGGGGCGCCGGUCAACAGUUCAACAGAUCCAUACGACAGUGUCAUCACGGCCUGGAAGGAUGCAAUGUCCUCGAUGGAUUCCCUUAUUCAAGGCAUCCCGCAGAGGGUUAGGAACGGCGCUGUUCUCUUGGCCAUCAAUUCCUGGCAUCUGUAUCCGGAUCUGUGUAUUUUGAGCCGUGGACCCGAUGUUAUAUCUCAGAGAGAUCCGCUCAUUCUUGGCUCCGGGAUCCUGACGGUGGACGUUGAGAGGUCCUCUGAGACCGCCGGCAGCGUGGUAUGGUCUCUACCACUGGCGUAUUUGAGGUACUACGGUGAGCCCGUCCUCGUAAACCGUACCCUCGGUGUGGACUCUACGCGGAUAUCGAUGGAUCAAUUCCGGUACGUCCUACUUGGAUGUGUCUUCGCCACCUGGACAGGUUUCGGCGGGUCAGCCCUAGACAACAUCAACCUCAUGGCUCGAUUGCUGGAUGCCUUGCGCUCACCUGAGCGAUCGACGCAAGAUUCACCGCAGCGAAAGUCGCAAUUGCUCCGGAUGCAGGAGAUCACGGCUCAGACCUCCUGGAUUGGACAACUUCUCGUAGCUGCAGAUGACAUCGUAUCUGGAGAUGGUAUCGAGAGGGAGACUGCUAUGAAAUUAGUCAACCAUGGUCGUCGUCACCCCAAGUUUCUCUAUGCUGCCUCAACCUGUCCUCAUCCAUUCUUCGGGCUGUGCCACAUGCCGUAUUUGUUCUCCUUGCUGAACGGCCCUGAAGCGUGCAUAGGAUAUUUGAGACAGUUCGCAAACGACCGCGGCCUGUCGAGCGAUAAUUAUGUUAUCAGGUACUACCUUGAUCAGAAUUCCUACAAUUACGAAUAUGCGACUAUCAAACCUCUUGCGGUUGUGGUGAAGCUUGCUCCACAGGAGGACCUGCGCAAUCCCGAGGAGAAAGAAGGUCCCAUUUGA
Molecule: messenger RNA, 1623 nt
Organism: Fusarium keratoplasticum
Lineage: Eukaryota; Fungi; Ascomycota; Sordariomycetes; Hypocreales; Nectriaceae
Exons: 2
Coding region: 1-1623 (540 amino acids)
Source: RefSeq, a predicted model, not a curated record